AUGGAGAUUGACACCCUCGAAAAACUGCUCAUCAGUCAUACUACAAGAGAUCAUAAUUUACUCUUUCCUCAUGGGAGAGUUCCAGAUGACAGUAUAAUGGGGGGUAAAGCCAAACAAGACCCAUCAGAUAAACUAGAGACUUCUAAUCUUGGAAGUACCCAAACUAAUGGACCUUCUAUUCCCGGUGAAGAUAAAACCUUUGAGCCACUUGAUAGCACAAGAGUGACUUACAGUGAUACUGUCACACAAACCACAUUCAGCAAGACUUACGAUGGGCUCAGCGAUCAGUCGGUGACUUGUCAGAAGUCUGUGUACAGCACCCUGGAAAGCAAAGUUGAUAUUUUUCAUGCAGCAGUGCAAACAAAAACCAGUGCUUUACAGGGCCUCAUCCAGCAGAGCAGCCCCAUGAGCAAAGAAUGUCAGCCUUCAUUGGAGAGUAAGGAUGAUACAGAGUAUGUGAUGAUUAAUCUGGAACCAGUUACGUUCACUUUUGAAAAAAACACCUAUGUACCAAUACAGACAGAAGUUGCAAAUAGAAGCGAUGAACCUACAACCUUUAAUACGGAGUUGAUUAAGCAAGUGUCACCUGCUCCGAGUCUUAGACAUCCUGUGUCAUUUGAAAAGGCACAAACACAAGGCCUUAGGGAUGUUCCCUCUCCAGCAAUGUCCAAACAAAAAGGCACUAAGUACCUUUGUGCCUCCUCAGUAAGUAGAGAGACACUUGCAAAAGAAAUGUGUUCAUGUUCACUACAGAAAGAGAUUCCUGCUCCAGGCUUAUCACCACCAUCUGAUAAUUCGAGGGUAGCCGAGGCGUUGUCAUUAGUUAAAAGUUCUAAUCAUUCGUCACCCAGGGAAGAAAUGAAACUCUCUCAAGAAUUUUUCCUGCAGACUCAGAGUCUCUUUGGCAUAUCUUCGGAAGAAAUUGUAGAGCCGUCCCAGGUUGAAGAAGUGGUCUCGGCAUCUGCCUCCGCCACUUUGGGAAGAACUACCUCUCGUAACUGCAUUCCGCCAACGGGUGAUACGACAGGUAGCUCCUCGGAACCAGUGAGUGACAGGAGUGCUCUAAAGAGUGAAAAUAGGAAUUUUGAACCCUUUGAUUCAGCUUUUACCAAGCAAACGAACCUCUCUGUGAGUAGAGAGGAGGCCAGCCUGGAGUUCUCCGAGGAUGAUUCUGACAUUGACCUCACUCUCACAAUAUCGCCACCCACCAGCCCCAGAGAAGAGAUGCCCGCGGGGGGACUAGAGCUGAGGCAGGAGGCCCCCAUGUCGAAUCUGGAACUUCAGGACACGACUGAAGAGGUAAUCGGGCCAGAAGAGGUGACUCUCCUAGAAAACCCAGAAGUGGAUUCUGCUGAUUUUACAUCCGUGUUCCCUACAGUGCCAGAGAAAUCGUUAGAAAGUAAGGAGAGAAAAGGUGAUAAUUUACAAACAGUUACCCUAAUACUUUCUAAAGAAACUUGCGCCCUUGAGAUUGCAGAGGAAGUGAACGUUACCUCAGACUUUCCCUUUGCCUCUUUAAUUGAAGAAGUGUCACCAGCUUCCAGUCCUGACCCCCAGGACCCAGUUGAAGCAGCACAGCCAUCUCAGGCCUUGUCUCUGUGUAGUUUACAACUGGCCGAUACACAGCGGGAGAGAAAUGCCAGAUUCUCCCGGAUCGAGUCAGUAGAUUCGACCUUCACGGAGAAAGGAAAUUCUUUUGUUGGUCCUAUCCAUCCAGUGGGACAAGAUAGCCUAAUUGGAGUCCAGCAAAUGCAGCUUUCUGCUGAAAUGCCGCUAGUAGGAAGUAAGCAUCCAGAAAGAAAAGAUGGCCAUUUGACCCUUCCUGGUAAAGUAACUGAGGAAAUUGUCCCAGGGGGGCACUGUGAGGUUGAGGGUUUCUCUUUCUCAGAAAAGGUGCCAUGCUGUGAUACGAAGCUGGGACAGCCUGCCCCGGCUGCCAAACACGGAGAGGACAUCAAGCUUUCUCUAGAAAAGUUGGUGACAUCGGGAAAUCCACUGCAGCCAGUUAGCAUACAGAACAGGAAUUUAAGUCCUCUUGUCUUGGAGACCGGUGAGCCUCCAUUUAGUCCUAGAAAGAUGACUGAAAAUAAGUUUUUGGCAGACACAUUUGUUUCUACAACUGCUCCAAGUGGUAUAGUGAAUGUGUCACUAAAACAGCAGACCAGCCCUAAAAGUAUUAAAAAUCUCUUUAGCAGUGAUGUGAAGACAGAUGGAGGCGUUUACGCGCAAGCUCAGUCCUUGAGCUCUGGCUCAGUUGGCAGAGCUGAUACAUGGACACACACACACUCAGAGAUCCCCAAACUUGCUUUUCCCUCAGAUGGUGCUGCCUUACCCCACUGUCCCAGACCCACAAACACAGAAACCGGGUUCCAGACACAGGAAAUCUCAGUAGUCAGAAUGGCCAGUUUGCUGAAGAAUGGUGAUGCUGAGGCCAAAUUCCAUGAAGAAAUCACAGAUCUAGGAGGUGUUGACUCCCAGUCAAGCACCACAUCUCCAAAAGGCAAACAAAAAAUAAUUCAUGUGCUGCAAGAUAGGGCAGUGUGUGAAACAAAAGAUUUGCUGAACGCUGGGCUUUUCCCCAUGUGUGUGCCUGGGGAUUCAUACCAUAAAACAGCCAUCACCGGUGAAAAUACCAGUAGAGAGCCCUGUGCUUCCGUCGUUCCCCAGUCUUGUGCCCCUCUUGUUUGUGGAGUCUCUGAAGAGCAGACAGCAAAUAAGGGCUCUGGUGAGGGGCUCAGAGCCGAGGAGGACUCGGGGACCGUGGGUGGAGACAUGGAUGUCAGUGUGAAUUCUGACAUCCAUUAUGAGCCGCUUUCUGGAGAGUCUGAUCAAGACUCUUGCGGGGACUGUAGAAAUCCCAAAUCAGAGGUAGAGGGUUCCUGCACUUUGAGGUAUAGUCAAACCAAGAAAGAAGAAGAUGCUUCAAAAGAUGAUUAUGACUCUUUCCUGAGCCUAAAUAACAGUGAUAAUGAAGAGUGGGGCUACUCUGCCCAUGCCCCAGGGCUGGAGACGGGCAUUGCUCCCAGACACUGGCUCGUUGGAUUCAAGAAAGAAGACAGGUGUGUGCCAUCUUAUAUCCAGAUCCGAGACCUCCGUGGCAUCCCCAGGACUUACGCUAAUUUCACCAUAACUAAAGAGCUCACAGAUACCACAAGAACUUUGCACAGCCUGAAGAGGCACCCCAAUUUCACUGCAAAAUGUGGCUUGCUCAGUUCCUGGACAAAUACCUGGCAGGUGGCAGAUGACCUCACCCAGAACACUUUAGAUCUGGAGUAUCUGCGUUUUGCACAUAAGCUAAAACAAAUUGUAAAGAAGGGCGAUUCUCGGCCUUCUGCCUCCUCCACCAAUGUCUUUCCAAAGGAGCCUCCUCUAAUUGGUGCUGGAGCCUUCCCUCUGACAAAAGUGUCCGAGUCCCCGGCUCUGCACCUUGCAUCCCGCAGCAGAAGCCCCCUUGUGGUAACAGUGGUGCACUCAGGCUCCUGGCAGCAGGGCCCACGCAGGACAGGCCACACGCUUGGCAGUUUGGACAGUUCUUCCUUUUGGAAGGAGAGCUGUGGUCACAGUAGAAAUCAUCUUGAAAAUUCUGGAAGAAAUCAGACUGUUUCAUUCCACCUCAACAAACUGAAAUACAACACUACUUUAAAAGAAUCCCGGAACGAUAUUUCACUUAUUCUCAAUGAAUACGCUGAAUUCAACAAGGUGAUGAAGAAUAGCAGCCCGGUCGUUUUCCCAGAGAAAGAGUCCACCAUGGCUUCUGGAGAAGCUGCCUCUCGAGAGCUGUAUUCCUCUUUCCCACGGGCAGCCUCCUAUGAAGACAUGAUCACAGACCUGUGCACCAGUUUGCACGUCAAACUGAAGAGUGUGGUCCAAGAGGCCUGUAAGAGCCCCUUCCUGUUCUACGUCCUGGAGACCGAAGACCAGUCAUUCUUUGUGAGAACAAAGGUACAGUGCCAGCUUCCCCUUCGAGCUUGCAUGGUUCCAGUAGCCGUCUGACUUUGUCUUAGAGCUCGUACAUUUAGCGUUCAUGGCUUCAGAGAGAAAUCAUGACAGGAAGUGGCCUUUGAGUCUGACAGCUCCGUCUGUCUGCAUAUAAGUGUUCAGCUGCGGAAAUCCCAGACCCAUCAUGGGUCCCGCGUCAUGUGUCACCUCUGCUUGUCAUGUCUAUUUCCAUCAGUCUGGAGUAGUUCCUCUGUCGUGUGUUAUCUUUGGUGACCUUGACAGUAUUGAAGGAUGUACGCCAGUUAUGUGAGAGUUUCCUUCAGUUUAUGUGCAUCUCCUGUUUCCUCAUGAUUUAUGCAUUUUAGAUGAAAAUACCCACAUGCGAUGUUCUCCUCUUAAUGCACCAUGUCAGCUUGUCCCACUCCUGUGUAUUAAUUUCUUUCCCGUGAAGAUGGUUUCUGCCAGGUUCCUCCACCUCCAAUGUAAAGUUAAUAAAUGUGCUGUAAUUAUUAAUGAGUGGGGAGGGAGAAUAGGCUAUAUAAAAAUAUCCUAUUCUGCAUCAGACUUUCACCCACCCGGGUGAAUAUCCAUUGACGGUUGCCUGAAGCA
This is a messenger RNA of Leptonychotes weddellii (Weddell seal), 4548 nucleotides long. NCBI's taxonomy places the organism in Eukaryota, Metazoa, Chordata, Mammalia, Carnivora, Phocidae. The record is from RefSeq and is a predicted model, not a curated record.